CUGGCACGCAGACCUCAGGCUCGCUGAACAGCUGCGAGGCAACUUUUCCAUCUUCUUCUGCAUAUGAACACUGCCUAACUGCAGCUCGAAAAUGGGCACAGGGGAUUAUAUCAACAUUGCUAUGAGUGGAGGGGCGCCUUGGGGCUUUAGAUUGCAAGGUGGCAAGGAGCAAAAGCAGCCUUUGCAAAUCGCCAAGGUUCGAAACAAGAGCAAGGCUGCUAAGGCUGGACUAUGUGAGGGGGAUGAGGUGGUGUCUAUCAAUGGCAAACCCUGCGGAGACUUAACCUAUGCUGAAGUUAUCGUUCUAAUGGAAAGCUUGACUGAUGUCCUGCAGAUGCUUAUCAAGAGAUCCUCCAGUGGAAUAAAUGAAGCCUUGAGCGCUGAAAGAGAAAAUGGAAAGCACGAUAACAUAAAAAAUGAGGACUAUAGGGAGAGCACUACACUGCAAAUUAACACAGCCAAAGAGACACCCCACACAGAAUUCUGCAUCACAGAGAUAUACAGUGAGACUCACCAGGGAACAGAGAAAAGCAAUAUAAAAUUUUCUGAAAUGAAACAAGAGACCACACAGAGUCACAGAAUUACUCCUACAGUGAUAGGAACCUCCAAAGUGCUGGUGACAGAUGAGACUGCUUUCAGAGGGAAGAUAGAAGAAAGAAGGCCAGGCACUAUGGUUGAGCUGCAGUUGUCCCUCUCACAUGACGGGCACAAGGGCACCAAUGCUCCUGCUGUGACUCUCUUAGGGGCAGAAAAAUGCGUCCCUUCAGAAACAGAACCGAGUGUAAAACAGGAUGGGACUAGCCCUGUAAUUGCAAUUCCCCUGGGUAUAAAAGAGGGCAACAUCCACUGGUCAAGCAAAGUAGUCCAGGUUUCUAGUGGCAAAGAGAUCAAGACGAUCCAAGGUGCAGCUCCAUCUCUCCCCAGGGUGGAGGUGAUCCUAGACUGUUCGGACAGGCAGAAGGAAGCAUCCAGGUCUCUAGCCGAGAGGGGGUGUGUUGAUUCUCAAGUGGAAGGAGGGCAGUCAGAAGCACCUCCUUCCCUCCUCUCCUUUGCAAUCUCAUCAGAAGGCACAGAGCAGGGAGAAGACGACCAGAACUCGGAAAGGGAUCACAGCAGACCUCUCAAGCACAGAGCGAGGCACGCAAGACUCCGCCGAAGUGAGAGCCUGUCAGAAAAGCAGGUCAAAGAAGCCAAAUCCAAAUGUAAAAGUAUUGCAUUGCUGCUGACAGCAGCUCCGAAUCCCAAUUCCAAGGGGGUGUUGAUGUUCAAGAAGCGUCGCCAAAGAGCAAGGAAAUAUACUCUGGUUAGCUACGGUACUGGGGAGCUAGAACGUUACGAAGACGAAGGUGAAGAAGGGGAAGGUGAAGAGGGGGACAAAGAAAACACUUUUGAAGUGAGUUUGCUUGCAACAAGUGAGUCAGAAAUAGAUGAAGAUUUCUUCUCUGACAUUGACAAAGAGGGCAAGAUUGUGACAUUUGACUGGGACAGUGGUCUACUUGAAGUUGAAAAGAAGACAAAAAGUGGAGACGAGAUGCAGACGCUUCCAGAGACCACGGGUAAAGGGGCCCUCAUGUUUGCCAAGAGGCGGCAGAGGAUGGAUCAGAUUACUGCUGAGCAAGAGGAGAUGAAGGCACGCACUGUGCACGCUGAGGAACGGAGGGAAGCCACCAUGUCAGAAAGCUUCCAGAAAGUGAGCUGUUCAGCCUAUCAGACAAAAGAGGAAGAAAUGUCAAGCAGGCAGACCUCUGUGAGCAAGAGCUACCUAGAUGUGAGCCAGAAUCAUAGCAAAAUGGUACAACAGAAUGGCUUUGGGUUGGCACCAGACUCAGCUUUCUCUUUUCAGAGCUCUGAAGUUCAAAAAGCUGCCUCUUUGAACAAAACAGCUAAACCCUUCCCUGCCGGGGUUCAGAACCGAGCAGCUGCACCAUUUUCACCCACAAGAAAUAUAGCUAGUCCUCUUUCAGACAUACCGGCCCCACCUCCCUACGCCUCUGUCAGCCCACCUCCUGAGGUUCUGUACAGGCCAGUAUCUGCUCCCGUGGCCAACAGGGCCGCGCCACUCACAUGGUCCUCCACAGAGCCAACCGAACACAUAGCAACCCGAGACGAACGCAUCGCAGUGCCAGCCAAAAGAACGGGGAUACUGCAAGAGGCAAAGAGAAGAAGCACUACAAAACCAAUGUUCACUUUCAAAGAAUCACCCAAAGUAAGUCCUAAUCCUGCCCUAUUAUCCCUUGUACACAACGCAGAAGGCAAGCGAGGUACUGGAGCUGGCUUUGAGUCAGGACCUGAGGAAGACUACCUCAGCUUGGGAGCAGAAGCUUGCAAUUUCAUGCAGACUCAAGCAUCUAAACAAAAGACCCCUCCUCCUGUUGCUCCAAAGCCCUCAGUCAAGGUCUCUCCUACUGCCGGUACCCCGAUUUCACCAGUUUGGUCACCUCCGGCUGUAGCUUCUAUCAAGGCUCCUUCCUUCCCGGCUCCAGUCUCACCUCAGACAGCAUAUCCUGCACCACUCAAAUCCCCACAGUAUCCCCAUUCUCCUCCAGCACAUCCCCCAAGUACUCUUAACCUAGCUGGUCCUUUUAAAGGGCCUCAGGCGACCAUAGCAAGUCCAAGCAACACACCUAAGGCAACAUCAACCACACCAAGUGCUGGAGGAAAGAAGCAGACCUUUGAAAUACCACCAGCUAUGAGUGGAAAAGGAGCACAGCUAUUUGCCAGAAGGCAGUCUCGAAUGGAGAAGUACGUGGUAGAUUCAGAGACUGUGCAAGCAAACAUAGCACGAGCCCCAUCCCCAACUCCAUCUUUACCAGCUUCUUGGAAAUACUCAUCUAAUGUUCGAGCACCACCGCCUGUUGCUUACAACCCCAUCCUCUGCCCAUCUUAUCCUCCUACUGCUAACAAGCCUUCCUCUAAAUCUGCUGCUGCUACCAAAAAUACUAAAAGAAAACCUAAGAAGGUUCUCAAUGCUUUGGAUGUUAUGAAGCAUCAGCCUUACCAACUUGAUGCAUCUUUAUUUACUUUUCAACCUCCAUCUAGUACUAAGGAAGGCCUAGGGAUUAAGCAGGCAUCAAAGUUGUCUGCUUCAAAACAAGGUCUACCGUUAAGACCACUCAGUGCUGGCUCUCCUACUAAUGCCCGGGCAUCUUCAGUGUACUCCGUACCAGCCUACGGUUCACAGCCUUCGUUCCAGUCGAAUGCCUCUACCCCAGUAAAUGAAUCAUUUUCACCUACAGGUUACUCUGCAUUUUCUAAGCCAGAAACCAUCACGUCCUCUUUGUUUACUGCUCCGAGGCCAAAAUUUUCUGCAAAGAAAGUUGGCGUCCCCGCACAGGGAAGAAGCAGUGGACGCUCAUUAUCACUUCCUGGGAGAUCUUCUUCAGUCACUUCUCGAGCCAUAUCUCCUACAUCUCCUCUUACCUUUCAGCCUGCUCCUGAUUACUUUAGCAAGGCAGGUCCAGUGGCUGACAGGCCUGGCAAGAGACCCACUCCCUGGGAAGCGGCAGCUAAAUCCCCCCUUGGCCUAGUGGAUGAAGCUUUUGCACCGCAGAGUAUUGAGGAAUCUAUUGCAGCUAAUGUAGUAUCAGCAGCCCACAGGAAAACCUUUCCUGAGCCACCAGAUGAAUGGCAACAAAGAGUUUCUGAUGAGCCUCCAGUCCCAAGCGGCAGCGCAGCCUUACCUGGGAGAAGGCAGUCAGGUACCAUUGUAUCGCCCCACAAAGGCACCGUGUCUGCCCCAAGCACCGGUGGCUCUCAGCCGCAGUACGCCUACUUCAGCCAACAGUCCAGAACAGAACCUGAUACGAUGUCCAUGGAUUCCCGGUCUGACUAUUAUUUGUGAACAGCAG
Molecule: messenger RNA, 3848 nt
Organism: Tinamus guttatus (white-throated tinamou)
Lineage: Eukaryota; Metazoa; Chordata; Aves; Tinamiformes; Tinamidae
Gene: SYNPO2
Product: synaptopodin 2
Biological process (GO): positive regulation of actin filament bundle assembly
Cellular component (GO): stress fiber; Z disc; actin cytoskeleton
Molecular function (GO): actin binding
Source: RefSeq, a predicted model, not a curated record